Neolamprologus brichardi is the source of this 630-nucleotide messenger RNA. Its product is annotated as trace amine-associated receptor 13c-like. NCBI's taxonomy places the organism in Eukaryota, Metazoa, Chordata, Actinopteri, Cichliformes, Cichlidae. The record is from RefSeq and is a predicted model, not a curated record. Gene Ontology annotation, biological process: G protein-coupled receptor signaling pathway. Gene Ontology annotation, molecular function: trace-amine receptor activity. Gene Ontology annotation, cellular component: membrane.
AUGGUGAUACAAAAAAGGGGCUCAGUCACAAAGCUGUUUGUGCUGAACAGCUGUCUUUCUCUAACAAUGGAAGAAACUGAACUCUGCUUUCCACAACUAUUCAACUCCUCUUGUGUGCGGCAAAAGCGCCCACAAAUUGAGGCUGUGUGUAUUUACACCCUGCUAUCAUCUAUCUCUCUGCUUACUGCAGUACUGAACCUACUUGUCAUCAUCUCCAUCGCUCACUUCAAGCAGCUGCACACCCCAACCAACCUCCUCCUCGUCUCUCUGGCCGUCUCAGAUUUCUUCGUGGGCCUCAUCAUGGCUUUUGAGAUUAGUCUCCUAGAUGGCUGCUGGUUUCUUGGUGACCACAUGUGUGCUCUGUAUAGCAGUUUAGAUUACAUUGCUACUUCUGCUUCAGUAGGAACUAUGGUACUCAUAUCAGCUGACCGCUAUGUAGCCAUUUGUGACCCUCUGCAUUAUCCCACCAAAAUUACUAUAAAAAGAAUCUCAGUCUGUAUUUGUACUUGCUGGGCUUGUUCAAUUCUGUAUAACAGUCUUAUCAUGAAGGAUAAUUUCAAGCAGCCAGGGAGGUAUAAUUCUUGUUCUGGUGAUUGUGUACUGUUAAUAUCUUAUCUUGUAAAGACAUAA